GUUUUCAUUCAGUGAGCUGCGGUAAACAGCAGGCGACGGUUGAUCAACAUUAUUAAAGUCAGACAUAUUGUUCGUUCCUCCAAAUUUAUAGUUUAUGUUUCUAGAAGCCGCACGAUGACCGAGAAUGUCAGCAACAAGAGCCAGCUUAUAUAUGAUGACCUAGACGAAGAUGAGACUGCGGCCGCCACUCAAGUCAACAUAUCCAGUCAGCUGGCCAAGAAAAUAUGGGGGGUAACACCCAAAGACAUUUCCCUGGGUCUCGUGGAGGCGCCUGAGGAAGCUGUGCCCAAUUUUCCAAGUGGAUGCGGAUCAGGAACGGGUUGUGAAAUGGGAUCUGCCAGCAAUCCAGCGGCCAGCGACAGUGCCAGGAAGCCAGCGGCCAUCGACAGUGCCAGUAUUUACGUAACCGAGGUGGAGCGCGUUGUCUACGGAGAUACCAUCGGCUACCCGGAAAACGGCACUCAUAACUACUUCAAGGCCGCCGAGAACUACUCCCUGUUCGGGGAGAGCUUCCUCGACUUUCCCAAGGACACCGCCAGCUGCCUUGCGGGCCUGAAACCGAUGGUGAGUCAAGCUUGGACUUCCCACCCGGGAUACGAACGAUCCACCAGGUCGGUGCCUCUAUAUGAAAGAAGACAAGCUUUUCCGGAACAUGAAGGCGCUGCCUCCAACUUGCCGGGGGUCGGCUUUCAGCAGCAACAAAGACAGAACCCUCAGCAUCAGCAGCAACAUCAGCAGCAGCAACAUCAUCAGCAUCAACAGCAGAAACAGCAGCAGCAGCAACAUAAACAGCAACAACAUCAACAGCAGCAGCCACAACGUCAACUUGGCACCGAAAACCAAAGUCGCAACUCCGUUAAAAAUUUCAAUGAGAUACCAUUUCCCCAGUUUUACCAUCAGAUGCGACACCAAGCGCCGCCGCAGCCGCAGCUGAAUACGCCACGCAGCCACCAGCAUAUCCACGUGCCACAAAAGCAGCAGCAGGUGGCACCACUGCAAUCACCGCAACAGCAGCAGCAGCAGCAGUAUCAGCAGCAGCUUCAUCGUCCCAGUGUCGGGGAUCUAGCUGCAUUGUCCAACGCCAAUCCCAAGGAAUUUGCUCUGCUGUACCAACAAUUGAUCGCUCGGAAUCUGCGUCAAACUUCGCAACACAACCAGCAACACUCGCAACAGGCUGCCCCGCAGCAGAAUACUAACAGUGCUGCUGCAGCUGCAGCCAUGAUCUACAAGAACCUGGAGUUUCAGCAGCAAGUGCAGCUGCGACAGUUGCAACAGCUGCAUCAGCAACAGACUCGCAUGCCACGUGGCAUUUAUGGGGGCAACGGUGGUCAGCAAACCGCACAAAAUGGAAAGGAACCGCAAGUAGGAACCCACAAGUAACCGAAUAGCUCACAGGUCAGAUUUCUUACUGUCCAAUCGGUCGACAUUAACGCCCAUUAACAAUUCAACACAAUUAUUCCAACUUUCAAUGUAACUCCAACUUUUACAAUGUAAUUGAAUUUUGUUCUGUCAUUGAUUGAUAAUUGAUAAUAACAUUUCUUUACCAAAUUA
This is a messenger RNA of Drosophila sechellia, 1551 nucleotides long. RefSeq names its product putative cyclin-dependent serine/threonine-protein kinase DDB_G0272797/DDB_G0274007. The transcript has 3 exons. The record is from RefSeq and is a predicted model, not a curated record. The coding region runs from base 115 to 1380 and encodes 421 amino acids. NCBI's taxonomy places the organism in Eukaryota, Metazoa, Arthropoda, Insecta, Diptera, Drosophilidae.